AUGAGCCGCUCGGGCUCCGGCACCUUCUGCUGGGUCUCGCCUCGAACGGCCACCCUAGCGAUUGCAAUGCUCGGUAUCAUCAUUCAUCUCAACACCUACUCAUGGCUGGGUUCGCUGAGUGCAUCGUUGCCUGAUGUGCCGGAGAGAGGGUCAGGGCAGGCACCUCCAGCUUCAGCCGCCUUCGUUCCCUCUGCAGACAGGUUCUCCCAUUCCGCAGCCAAGUUCGACCGACUCAUCGAUCUCGCAGCCGCAGUAGACUCGGAAGGUUCGGCGAACAAGAACGUUUAUCUCCCCGAAUGGGUUGCUGAAGCCAAAGCAUAUCUCAAAGCACAAGGUCUGUCGUUUGUUCCACGGCAAGGCGAGCCACACGCCGAAUCACUUCCAAACCCUGUAGGCAGUGUCAAAGCCAAAGACGUUGUUCCAGACCGUCGUUUCGAGGCACCAGAUCCAACCUCGGCAUCCUUCCACUACCUCGAUGACGGGGCAGAAGACAUCGAGCGCAUGCAGUGGCACGCGCUCCGCCUGGUGAUCCGCACGCUGCGGUGGUACAUCCUGCUCAGCGUCGUCUGUUGCUGUGCGGGCGUAGUCGGUGUCCUGCGCUCCAACCUGCUGCUAUCGCGGCUGUUUGUGGUCCACUCCUUUCUCGACUUUCUACUGUCGACGCUGUCGCUGCUGGCGUUGGCGAUCGUGUGCACCUACCCGACGGUCCGGGCGCACGUGUGUGACGAGUUCGGCUCAGGCGAGCUCCAGGCGUGGCUCUCCCUCCCGAGAGCCGCUGCCCUCCCACAAUCACCCUCUAGUCCGACGCAGAGCAGCGGCGGAGCAGGCUCGCCGGACGUGACACUCACAGCGCCCGGCUGGGAGGCCAUGCUCGAUGGCGUAUUCGCGUCCGAAAACUGCGAAGAGAGCUUCCGAACCACGCUCGUACCCCUGCUCAUGGCAUUCGGGCUGUUCUUCACCGCGGUGAGGCUGCAGUGCUUCUUCCUCGUACAAAGGUUCUACGCGACGCUGUUGAGGAGUAAGGUGUACGGCUAUGGCUAUGCUUCGACUGAGUCGGGACUUUCGACUCCCGGCGAGGGUGGGAGAGACAGAAUAUGGAAAGAGUCCAAGUUGAGGGACUAG
This is a messenger RNA of Kalmanozyma brasiliensis GHG001, 1122 nucleotides long. RefSeq lists its product as uncharacterized. The transcript has a single exon. The record is from RefSeq and is a predicted model, not a curated record. Lineage: Eukaryota; Fungi; Basidiomycota; Ustilaginomycetes; Ustilaginales. The coding region runs from base 1 to 1122 and encodes 373 amino acids.